Messenger RNA from Mytilus trossulus (common blue mussel), 893 nucleotides. RefSeq lists its product as uncharacterized. The record is from RefSeq and is a predicted model, not a curated record. The coding region runs from base 74 to 883 and encodes 269 amino acids. NCBI's taxonomy places the organism in Eukaryota, Metazoa, Mollusca, Bivalvia, Mytilida, Mytilidae. The transcript is spliced from 8 exons.
UGCUGUUGAAUGUAAGGUCGACGCUGACUGCACAUGCCCUAACCAUGGAGAAAUUGCAUCUUGUAACCAACAUAUGUGUCAAUGCACACACGAUCAUGGAGGUGUCGGGAAAAGGGAAACUGUUGCCUGCACUAAUGUAACAACUUGUACCACUCUUUGUGCCCCAAACGUUGGUGAAUGUAAGCAUGACAAAUGCCACUGUCAUCACGAGACUCCUCGACGUGCUGUUGAAUGUAAGGUCGACGCUGACUGCACAUGCCCUAACCAUGGAGAAAUUGCAUCUUGUAACCAACAUAUGUGUCAAUGCACACACGAUCAUGGAGGUGUCGGGAAAAGGGAAACUGUUGCCUGCACUAAUGUAACAACUUGUACCACUCUUUGUGCCCCAAACGUUGGUGAAUGUAAGCAUGACAAAUGCCACUGCCAUCACGAGACUCCUCGACGUGCUGUUGAAUGUAAGGUCGACACUGACUGCACAUGCCCUAACCAUGGAGAAAUUGCAUCUUGUAACCAACAUAUGUGUCAAUGCACACACGAUCAUGGAGGUGUCGGGAAAAGGGAAACUGUUGCCUGCACUAAUGUAACAACUUGUACCACUCUUUGUGCCCCAAACGUUGGUGAAUGUAAGCAUGACAAAUGCCACUGUCAUCACGAGACUCCGGCACACAGAGCUGCUUGUACGACUGCUACUGACUGCGUAAACUGUCCUCACGGAACUAUAGCAGAAUGUGACGCACACCAUCAGUGCCAAUGUAAACAUGACAAUGGUAAUCCAGUAGGGAAAAGACAAGUUAUGUGUCAUAAUAAUGCAGAGUGUGCCGCUCAUUGUAGUCCUCAUAUUGGUACAUGUAAUAAUAAUACGUGUCAUUGUCAUCAGCAUUAGUGCUGGACAA